GGGGCUUGCGCGCGCGCGCGAGGGGUUCGAACAGUUCCGCAUCUAGAAAGACGAACGAGACGCGUCCACUUUUUUUCGUGCGUUUUUGCUUUCUCUUUACUUUUUUUGCAUUCUUUUUUUGUUUACUUUCUUCCCAUCUCGUGUCUUCUGUAGCUCACGUGUAACUUACUACACCUUCGACCCUUUCCACCCCCCCCCCCCCCCCGGUCUUUACGAGUGCAGCGCGCUUGCAGGCCCGACUCGCCUCGGCCAAUCCCUGUGAUGCACACUGACGGCUGAGUGCUUCGUACCGGCCUGGCCGCCCAAUGGAGGGGGCCGGUUGCUCGAGUGGAGAGGGGCGGCCCUCCGGUCGACUGCGCGUGUCUGUGGCCCUGUUGUAGUUUUAAACGGGGAAGGAGCGGGAGAGACGAUAAGGUCGAGCUGUUACAGUUGUUUUGAUUUUUGUUUGCUUUUGUUUUUAUUCUCCCCACCGCAUUUUGCCGCUACAGAAGCUGACGUUUUCUCGAAAGUUUCCAGGCGGGAAUUUCGGUUUUCUUUUUUAUUUAAUUGGGGGGUUUCUUUUUGUUCUAAUCUUGAAUACGCAUCGAGAAGACGCUCCAGUGAGUGUGAGCGCCCGACUCCGGGCUGCACGCCCCGGACGCCGAGCGGACUCAGCUUCCCGCUUUCCUCCACUGACGCCCGGCGGCUGCACUCGGACGAUGUUACAGAAAGUCUGUGAUCUUCUCCGUUUCGGCGGCCCGAGUCCCGAAAGCGCUCCUCAAUCAGACCGAGGCCUCUGGGCUUCCAUUGCAGAGCGGGGCGGCGAGCCAUCUGUGGACAAGCGGAGUUUCAACGCACAGCGGAGCGCGUUGGGCUGCAGAGUGGGCAAGCGAGCGCUGGAGAGCUUCCAGGAUGAAGCCAGCACAGGACAUGAGGGCCAGCAGGCAAAAAGAUUUCGAAUGGCAGACUGGGUUGACUCUGUGAAGGUAGCUGCUAAUGGAGUUCGGAGCAGGAGCUCAAGCGUGAUUUCUUGGGUGCGAAACACCGUGAGCCUAUCUUUAAACAGCACCCCAGAGGCUUCACCCAAGCCAAGCCAAACACCACUGGUUCCCCAGCAAAAUAACAGCCAGUUUUCUUCAGAAAAGUCAGGCUCUUUACCUUUCACCUUUCGUACUCCAUCUGUGGAUUUGGCAAGGAAGAUUGCUCCAAAGCCUGAAGUAUCCAAAAACAAGCCAGUCAUAACGACUCAGGGUCAGUUCUCGAUACCCAUCUUCAGCACUCCAGUGUGCAACUCCCAUAAGUCAAAUGGACAUUCUUUGAGUGCUGCCUCAUCGUCAAUGAAAAACUUAAAACCCAAGUUAGGGCGGAGCUUGCAUUUGGGAUCCAGAUGUUUGCAGAGUGGCAGCUUGUCAAACUUAUCCUUACAAAGCAACAGCAGCACCAGCUCACGGCCCUACACGACAAUGUACGAGAAGACGUUCCCCAUUCGUUUACCGUCUCGCGGUAGCUCAGUGCAAAGCAGUCCAAUGAGAAGUAAACACAUUCAGCCAAGACAGAUGUCAACGGUGGAAGAAAGUGUCCGUCAGGAGGAGAAGGAGGUUUACAGGCAGUUGCUGAAAGUGGUCUCAGGAAAUCCAUUAUUGCCGUCCAAAGGGGACACAACAUUUUCUGUAGUUCGCUCACACCGGGACUUAACAAGUUUCCUAAGUCCUAAUCCCUAUCUGUUAAGAAAGACUGCCAAAGGGGAAAUAAGCGAUGACUCUUCGGAGCCUAGUGAAACACCAAGCCCUAAACUAAUCUCUAGUGGUGGGUCAAGCACCAUGGCAAGUCCUUUCUGGGCAUCCAGUGACGCAGGGAGCCUAUAUUCACAGUCUAAUCAUCUUUUGGAGAGGGAUGGAAUACAGGACACUAAUUCUCAAGACACCCAGUCCUCAGCCCCAGACUCUGACUCAGUGAUAUUUGUGAAAGCCCAGAAGGCCAAAAAGAAGGAUGAGUCCAGUGCUUUCUAUUUUCAAGCAGAGCACUGGAUUAAAGAACUUUCCAGCAUGCAUGAUUCUCGGGCACGUCAGAGGAAGAAGCAAAUAGAACAGCAAAAGGCACUGACUCUUAAGUUACAGAAGCAGCGACUACAUGAGGAAGGUCAACGGGACAAAGACCACAUUGAGCUGCAUCUGCGUGUACCUCUAGAGAAGGAAGUACCAGUGACUGCAGUUAUAGAAGAAGUGCCAGUCAAGCCAGCAGAAGAGGAGUUCCCUGAGCUUACUAAGGAGAUGGAGGAGGAUGUACGGAAAGCACUUAGGGGAGAUAAUCCCGAUGAGAUCCUGAGUGAAGGUUUCCGUUUAACAAUAACCCGCAAGGAUAUCCAGACUCUGAGUCACCUGAACUGGCUUAAUGAUGAGGUUAUAAACUUCUACAUGAACAUGUUAGUGGAGAGGAGCAAACAGACUGGCUUCCCCAAGGUUCACGCCUUCAAUACCUUCUUUUUUCCCAAAGUUAAAAGUGCCGGUUUCUCAGCCGUCCGUCGGUGGACCAAGAAAGUCGACAUUUUUGCAAUGGACAUCCUUCUCAUUCCAGUGCACCUCGGUGUUCAUUGGUGUCUUGCUGUGGUAGACUUCAGAAAAAAGAAUAUCUCCUAUUUUGACUCCAUGGGUGGGAGCGACAAUGAGGCUUGCAAGACAAUACAGAAAUACCUGGAGCAAGAGAGUCUGGACAAAAAAAGCACCAAGUUGGAUACGACUGGUUGGGUCCUACACUGCAAGAAACGAAACGAGAUCCCUCAACAGAUGAAUGGAAGUGACUGUGGCAUGUUUACCUGUAAAUAUGCCGAUUACAUCACCAAAGACAAACCUAUCACAUUUACACAGAAGCACAUGCCAUACUUUCGACGAAGAAUGGUCUGGGAGAUUCUGAACAAGAAACUGUUGUAACGACUGAGAUGGUUUCCCUGCCUUGUCGUGUGAAAUUGCAGCGUUGAAUUCUAGCCAUUUAGGACAACCUCUCUGAAUGCGGCACCUUGAGGAGAUGUCUGACUGGUCAGAUCUGUUUAUACAUGGACAACAUAAAAUUGCUGCUUCAUUCUUGGUAACCAAGAUGACAGCUUGCCCUUAUUGGGCACAAUCCUGCAGCUAAAAAAAACAUUUUUAAAUAAUCAUGAUGGACACAUACUUAAAGCUGGAGCAGUUUGGUGGCAGCGGGCUGGCCUCGCGGUGCCAAGCAUUUCUAGUGAAUUAAGGAGGUGAGACCUCUAAAUCUGCACCAUGUGCCUGUCUACAAAAGAUGAUUUGAGAACUGAUUUGUAAAUGGAGGGAGGAGGGUGGGAAGCAACCAGACAAAUAUUUUUCAGAACAGCCUGGCUGUCCUGCACAGAGUUCUAUUUUCUUAUUUAUUUUGUUACAAUGGAGUGUGUUCCACUAUCUCCCUUAGGCUCCACCAAAGGGAUGUGGUUAUGCUGGACAGGGACACAUUUUGGCCUUACUGAUACUGUGCUUAUAUCUGUCAGCAAAACAGAGACAAGAACGGGUUUUCACAUUCACUUAGGUGAGAGAGACAAUAGAAAACAACUUUGUUUAGAAAAAUGCCCUUUUAUAAUAUAUAUAAUGUAUAUACAGUCUUUUCUUGUGUUGUUCUGUAUUUGAUAUAAAUUUUGUACUUUUUAAUUAUCAAUUUUGUAUUUUGUAAAGACCAGGUUGACUUUCUUUGUAGUAAUUAAAACCUGGAAGGUGUAUCUGCCGACACCACAA
Erpetoichthys calabaricus (reedfish) is the source of this 3719-nucleotide messenger RNA. It is a transcript of the gene senp1, whose product is annotated as SUMO specific peptidase 1. Gene Ontology annotation, biological process: protein desumoylation. Lineage: Eukaryota; Metazoa; Chordata; Cladistia; Polypteriformes; Polypteridae. Gene Ontology annotation, cellular component: nucleus. The record is from RefSeq and is a predicted model, not a curated record. Bases 699 to 2906 code for a protein of 735 amino acids. The transcript is spliced from 18 exons. Gene Ontology annotation, molecular function: deSUMOylase activity.